AGUACGUAACCGAAUCAGCUCGUAGUGAUAUUGACAUACUUUUGUUGCCCAACAAGACCGGUGCGCUAUAAAAAUUGUUAUUUUCAAUUAUGUGCGGUAAAAACUGAACUUUUGGAUGAAAUCGUCAGAAAUUCCCGUUUAUUAAUUAGGAACUAGUAGGUGUUUACAACGUGACAUUCCCAUUAAUUUACUAAUAACUUCUCGACGUCCAUUUGUGCGGUUAUACGAUGUAUAUAUAGUUAUAUAUAUUUUUCCGUGUUUGAAUGACAAUGUAUGUGAACUUAUCUCAUAAUUUAAUGGAUUAUUGUGUUAUUAGUGUACGGGGUGGCAAAUAGCUUAAUAGUGUUAAGUGAAAUAAAACAGGGUGCUAAAGAUAAAUAUACUGUUUUUGAAAUAAAAUGCUUGCCCAAAAAAAUUCUACAAAAAAGCUACAAGAUGUUUUGGUGGAAUUUUGUGGAGCCGGACCACCCUAUAAGCAUAAUCCCGAUGGGGAAAUCGACUACGACGGAUUUCACAGAUUUCUGGAUACAUUUCUGGAGGUACGAACGCCAGAAGACUUGUGUCGACAUUUAUUUCUUUCAUUCGUCCGACGUGGGGUGAAAGUCGAAGGAUCCACACCAAAUAUUAACUCAACAGAAUAUGGUCAAAAACAUGCUGAGGAAAAGAGCACCAAUUAUGGAGAAAUGAUCGUUGAGAAGAUCCAUGGAAUAAGUGAAAAGCUCUUGGGUCAUCACAGAUCGGAUAGUGAUUGCUCUACAAGGGGGAAAACAGGAACGGUUCAUCCAAUGUUGACAGUAACUCACACAUCUUAUUCUUGUCACGAAGUUCUGGGGAAGAAAAGUACAGAUUCAUCUCCAUCCCACAGUCAGAUAUCAAGAAAUUCAUCCAAGAAGUCCAAUAACUCUCUUCUUGUAAAUAACGGAAAACUGGAAGAAAUGCGACAUAUUGUGAGAAAGGCGAGUAUGCUAGAUGUACACCAAGUAAAAGUGUCUCUGAAAGACAUUGUUUGUUACCUGUCACUUCUAGAAGCAGGCAGACCAGAGGAUAAAUUAGAAUUUAUGUUUCGUCUGUAUGAUACAAAUGGAGAUGGGGUAUUGGAUACAAAUGAAAUGGAUUGUAUAGUUAAUCAAAUGAUGACAGUUGCUGAAUACUUGGGUUGGGAUGUAUCGGAACUUAAACCAAUUCUUCAAGAUAUGAUGGUGGAAAUAGAUUAUGAUGCUGAUGGUACGGUUUCAUUAGAAGAAUGGAAACGAGGAGGUCUCACAACGAUACCACUUUUAGUGUUGUUGGGCCUCGAUUCAAACGUAAAAGAAGAUGGAAAUCACUUAUGGAGAUUGAAACAUUUCAGCAGGCCAGCAUAUUGCAACCUCUGCCUUAAUAUGUUAGUUGGAUUAGGAAAGAAAGGACUCAGCUGUGUUUUUUGCAAGUACACCGUCCAUGAACGAUGUGUAGCUCGUGCCCCGGCAAGUUGUAUAGCAACAUAUGUAAAGAGCAAAAAAUCUUGCCAAACGCUACAGCAUCACUGGGUGGAAGGAAAUUGUCAUGGAAAAUGCGCUAGAUGUAGAAAACCAGUGAAAGCUGGCAUUACUGGAUUACAUUGUAGGUGGUGUCAAAUAACUUUACACAAUAAAUGCGUUUCACAAGUGAAAGCUGAAUGUGGACUUGGAGAGCAUGCCGUCCAUAUUUUACCCCCAGUCUCCAUUUAUCCCAUUGUUUUAGAUCGACAGAGAUCCGUACAGAAACGAGGAUCUAAAUACGGACAUGAUAAUGGUUCCAUAUCACAAAACAAACAACCAGCCUUGUCGUUUCAAAUUACAACGUCUCCGAAUUCCGUGCCUCUUUUGGUAUUUAUCAAUCCGAAAUCUGGAGGUCGACAAGGCUCCAGAAUUCUUAGAAAAUUCCAAUACAUACUUAAUCCGAGACAAGUACAUAUACUAGGAAGUGGAAAUGGUCCUAUGGCGGGACUUAGUAUGUUCAAAGACGUCCCUAAUUUCAAAGUUGUAUGUUGUGGAGGAGACGGGACUGUAGGAUGGGUAUUAGAAACUAUGGAUAAAAUUGAGUUGGAGUGUCAACCAGCAGUGGCAGUUAUCCCUUUGGGAACGGGGAAUGACUUAGCAAGAUGCCUUCGAUGGGGUGGAGGGUACGAAGGAGAAUCGAUACAUAAAAUGUUACAUAAAAUCGCUCGAGCGUCUUCGGUGAUGCUCGAUAGAUGGAUGGUAGAUUUAUAUGAUACAGCACCUCCAGAUCCAGAUCAAAAAAUUCCCGAUACGAGAAUACCUUAUAAUAUCAUCAAUAAUUAUUUUUCUAUUGGAGUAGAUGCUGCUAUAUGUGUGAAAUUUCAUCUAGAACGAGAGAAGAACCCUGAAAAAUUCAACAGCAGAAUGAAAAAUAAAUUAUGGUAUUUUGAAUACGCUACUUCAGAACAAUUUUCAGCAUCUUGUAAAAAUCUUCACGAACAUAUUGAAAUUACUUGUGAUGAUCAAAGUCUGGACCUUGCAAAUGGACCUCCUUUACAAGGAAUAGCUUUAUUGAAUAUUCCUUAUACUCAUGGCGGAGCUAAUCUUUGGGGAGAGCAUCUUUCCAGUACAAGAAGAAAAAAGUCUAAAAAGAGACAAAAGGAACUGAGUACCAAUAGUUUUAAUUCUGUAGACCUUAGUGUAGCGAUACAAGAUAUUGGAGAUGGAUUGAUAGAGGUUAUAGGUCUAGAAAAUUGUUUGCAUAUGGGACAAGUGCGAACAGGACUAAGGGCUAGUGGUCGACGAUUGGCUCAAUGUUCUUCAGUUCUGAUAAAAACCAAAAAGACUUUUCCUAUGCAGAUCGAUGGGGAGCCUUGGAUGCAACCGCCAACUACAAUACGUAUCACUCAUAAGAACCAAGUGCCGAUGUUAAUGGCACCUCCUAUAGAAAAAGGCAAAGGCUUUUUUAGAUUCUUCCGUAGGUAGAAACUUAUCAACCUUUAUCUAAAAGUGAUAUUAAAAUAUUCAUACUAUUCCUGAAUAUCUAGUCUUCGGAUAUUUUUUAGUUUUAAAAAAUGACAAUAAUAUUAUUUAUUCUAUAUAUAUUUUUGUGUAUAAGGUAUCAGUAUUAUUAUUUUCAUUUGUUUAUUGAAAUAAGAAAAUUGUUAACCUGUUAUAUUAAGUUGUAUAAAUUGAUUAAAUAUAUCAGAAUAUGAAAUAUUCCCUACAAAUAGUUUGUAAUUUGAUAUUUUAUUUUCAUCUGUUCAUGCAUUCGAAUAUAAGAAAUAAUAAUUAUUUAUAUAGUAAGUUAUAUUCUUGAGUCAUUGUGUCUUUCAUCUCAAAACAUCUAGUAUAAUUUCCAUUAUAGUCCUCAUAAGCUUUCUUGCAGACAAGGUUUACUAUUUUUUGGGAUUUAUGGGAGAACUUGGGUUGUCCAACUCUAUAAACUGUUGUUUUGUCUUGCAGUUGACUUGUCUCACUCAUUCUUUAGAUGGUUUGAUAUUAAUCUAAGGGUAGAUCUUACCAGGUCGCGGGUUCUACUUUUACUUAAAGACAAAGGAAAGAAAUAUUAAACUUGAAAAAAGAUAUGAAAACGGGGCGUCACAUACAAUAUUAUCCGCAUUUUAGUUGGUACACAUCAACACAGUAUCAAUAAAAUUUUGUGAAGAGGCUGCAAGGAAACUAAGUAUAAACAAUGUUAUAGAAUGUUUAUAAUUCAAAAAUACAGUAGAGAGGUAAUCAAGCUCCAAAACAGUAAAAAUCCGAGAAAAAUUUAACUCUAGAAAAAAGUGCAUUGGGCUGAUGCCAUAUAAGUUAUACUUACAGAUAUAUUUCAAGGUGGCUUUUGAUCUAUUUCACUGCGACCUUCUCAGAUCUAUUGGAGACUAAAUUAUUAGUAUGUGUCUUUGCUCUGCUGAUUUCCUCCACCAGAAAUACUUUUGUGGCUGCUUAAUUUCUAGAGUUUGUAUUGCUACAAAAUGUUUCGGGUCCAACUAAUAGUAUUGACGCAGAUUUUUGGUCAUGACGUCCGCCUUUUAGAUGCACUUGUGACUCUUGUACCCAGGCCUUGGGUGAUUUGAAUGAAAUGAAGCAUACCCUACACCUUUUGACUAUAUGAGCCGCUUUUAUACCAGAUUACUCCGGAUUAUAUGAUAUUUUGAGUCUUCCUCGCUUAUAUAAAUUUCAAUUUGUUGCCUCACUACACUGUCCGCUUUCAAUUCUUUUAGUCAACAUUAUGUGUGACCCAUGUUGAGAAAGUAUUACUAUUUACAUAACAGAUAAUUCCUCGCCUAUCACCUUUCAACAUAUGAAAGCGAUAUAUUCAGCAGGAAUUCCUGUGUUACGGCAUUAAAGUGAAUCAAGGUUUAUUAAGGACAAAAACCAAACGACACGUUACCAAACGACCUCGCGGAUUUUUGAUACAAAUGAUGAAAUAAGAUGAGCGGCGAGAAUAGUUGCCGAAAUAGAGACCAUAGAAGAAGUUUUGGAAAGAAAAAGAGACAAAGAAAGUCAGGCCCCUUUACAAGGAGUGAAACUACCAAAAAAAAAACCACCGGAAGAACCAAUAAUAGAAAAAGAAGUAGCAUACAUGGAGGAAGUGAAGGGUAUUCUACAGGACUUGAUGAUGGAAAUAAAACAAACGAAUACAAACAAAAAAACAUAACUGAAAUAUGGAGAAAGAAAACAUUCUAAUUAAAACAAAAUCAUUAAGCAGCUAAAGAAAAGGUAACAUUUACUAAAAAUACAAAGCAAAAGACAAAAUUUAAUAGUAACCGUGUAGCAAGCGGGCUCAGGUAACAGCAAGGAACUAAAACGAGCGAUGGAAAAUAUUAUAAUCAAAUAGCUCGAAUUAGAAAUAGGAUUAAGAGCUAAAAAAAUCGGAAUAAAAACACGUGUAUAGAAAUAGAAGAUGUUGAAAAUAAAAUGAAGAUAUCGGAAAACAAAAACAAAUUACGGUACAUGAAAGAUGGGAUAGUUUAUAUUAAUAACGAUCUCUCUAUAAAAGAGAGAGAUUAAGAGUUAAUGAAGGAAAGAGAGAUGGAAACAAGGCAAGAAUACGACACGGAAAACUAAUUAUAAAUGGAGAAGUUUGGAAAUGGAGCCAGGAGGCAAAUGAUUUGGUAAAAGGCUCCGAGAAGAGAAAGUUUCCAAAAAAGUAGUUACUAUGGAUAAAGGAAGGGAUGAGAAGCAUAACGGCCAGGCGAAGAACAAGAAAUUAGAAUCUGAACGAACAAGUAAAAAAAAUUAAGCAAAGGAAAAUGAAAAUAGAAACAUGGAAUGUCAGAGCUAGGUAUGAACGAGUGGCUCUAAACUAAAUACAUGGAAAUGCAACAAAAAAAGGAGAAUCAGAUGGAAAACAGACCUUUUAGGACGGUCACAAGGAAUAAAAGUUCAAUAGCAAAGGGUAGUAGAAUAAUGGGUCCUUGAGUAAUAUUAUUAAAGCUAAAGCAACCUCCAAAGCAACAAAUAUAAGAUUGUACAAAACAAUUAUCAGGCAGACUGUACUGUAUGGAUGUGAGUCCUGUAUGCUAACCAAGAAGAGUGUUGAAAAAAUAUUGGGAGGUGUGAAAAUAAAGAAUGGGUCAUGGAGAAGAACAAAUACUGAGCUUAAAGAAAUAUAUCACGAGCCUAAUUUUACGCAAAUGGUCUAAACCCAAAGAGUCAGGUGGUUGGAACAUAAGUGCAGAGUGAAUGCAAUCAAAAUUGCCAAGAGAGCAUAAAUGGUGGGAGAGGGAAUUAGAAGAAGGAAAGGCCGGCCGAAUAGGAAUGGGUAGGAGAGGUAAUAUAGGAUUUGAGAAGAGUGGGAAUAACUGAGUGCAGAGAAAGAACAGAGGACAGAAAUGGAUAGAGAGUUUAAAGAUUUGGAAACAUAUAUUUUGUAAAUUUUUUAAUUGCAAAAAUAAUCUUGCCAUGGGCUUUCGCGGGCUGUCACUGUUUUUCUAUUGUUUGUUGUUAUGAUGAUGAACAAAGUAAACAGCGGUGAAGGGUAGUCAAACUAUCAACAUUUUUUUAUAUCUUGUUAAGUGCGAUUGACCAUCUUUGUUGUGACUUUCUUUUUUUAGUGAAGCGAUAUAAAAGUAAUUCAUUACGAUAUUGUUAGGCAGACAAAGUAACUAACCACUUCUCCGGAAGCUUUUACAUGCCGGCAUCAAAUAAAACCUAAGACAACUCGAACAGCCAUGUGUGUCGUUGACCCAAACAUGUAAUAACGAAAUGUUUUAGUAUCUUCCAUUCUAUUUUGAAUGUGUUGAGAGUGAGACACGUGGUAUAAGAGAGCGCAUUAUCUUGGAGAAGAUAAACGGGUUUCAUGUAUGUUUUCAGAAGGUUAAAGCAGCAUUUAUAGAACGUUAAGUGCGCAGGAAAUCAUGUAACCUAGCUCAUUUUAAAAUUGUAACAUUUUUGUUUCACCUCCAAUGGAAUUCACCAUCUUCGUCAUUGUAACUUUCUUUUUUUUUAGUUAGGCGAGAAAAGUGUAAUCCAUUAUAAUAUUGAUAGACAGUCACUUGAAUCACGUCUAUUUUGUAGUUGUUUUAGAAGGUUAGAGUAGUAUGUAGCAUUUAUGGAACGUUGUAUGCGCAAGUGGUCAAGUACAGCGCUUCUCGUCGUUCCCAAAAUACGGUAUACAUAAUCUUACCCGCCGACCUGGUUGUCUUCGCUUUGUUUGAAAUUCCUUAUUUUUCCUCCUUUCUUUAGUUGCCACUUUGAUUUUGGGGGAUUUCGUGAACGCCGAAGAUUUUCCUUGUUUUUAAUGCCUUCCUGUACCAAAACAAAUGACAAAUACAUUGCACUACUGUGGUCGGCACUUAACGCCAACUCAUGAUCAUAGCACGCACAUGAAACGUGCUUUUGUGAUAAAAACUGUGUAAGUGUUUGAUGUACAGAAAAACGUUUCAAACAAAAUAAAAUUUCAUUCCAUACCUAGUUAAUAAAUAACAAAUAGAAUUAAAGCCAUCGGAAGAUAUAUAUAAGAUUUUUUACAUUGACUAUUUCCUUCGAAAAAUUUAAGCCAACCAAAAAGCUGUAAUAUUUUAUGUUUACCUAGCAACGAUCAAAUUUCAGCGAUAAUACUGCACUAGUGCAAAUUAUCAAUAAUUUGCACUAGUGCCAAAUUUUCGUCUAGGAUUAAUAAACAUCAUUUGGUUUUAAUUUUAUAUUUUAAGAAAAGGAACAAUUAUUGAAAAUGCAAUUAGAAUAUACAACUUUACUGGAGGCCGACGAUGGUGUUUCUAUGCUGCUUCCACCACUUCUUAUUGUUACUUCGCUACUGUCAUUUCGCAUUUUUUGUACAAUUUCCUCGUGGUGUUCACUAUUUACUUGGAGGUAACUCUUUAUCGAGGCCUGAUUUGAGUGUCCGGUAACCUUCAUAAUUUGAUUUUCUGAAACCCCAACCUUGGCAAGCUGAGUAACUGCCGCCACGCAGAAUCUCUCGACUUUUUCGUAUUCAGUGGAGUUAAUUUAUCCACUGCGGCGUCUAUUACUUGCGUGGAAUUCUGCCCAAAACGUAAACUCAUUUUGAAAUAUUUUUUCACGAACAAAACUGUUGUCAAUAAGUUACCGUAGAUACCAAUUCAAUGCCAAUAUGAUGAUCGUCAACUACGGUAUAAUUUAAAGAAUGACAAAUUUUAAACACAGAAUUAAGUUUAUUUUAAAUUAAAUUUUUCUCAGGAAAUAGUCUGCCAAAAUGCCCUCUCGUACAUGUCAAAUUGUCUCAUAAUUUCCUCUUGUGCGCAUUCGCGCACUCGAGAAAAUUAAAUUAUCGACAAUUUGACAUGCACUCGGGACAUUAAUAUUGAAUAUCGUAACAUGCGGAUAUGAGAUUUUAUGUGACUUGGAGAUAUUCGCUGAGGUGCCAAAAUGAACAUUUAUGCGACUUCAGCUAACCAUUUCUCAUUUCGAGAUAGAUCUGAAUGACUGGACUUAGCUUGAAAGUUUCUAAACAGAAAGAAAGAAAGUUGAAUAGUUUUUGUUACCUUUGUAAGGAAAGUUUCAUAUUCCCAUUGGUUUAAUUAAAAAUAAUUUUUUAAAUAUAUUUAUUUACAUUAAGAAAGUUGUAGUAUUUUCUCAGUUUAUAGUUGUAAAGGCUAUAUAUAUAUAUAUUGUUGUUCAACUGUUAACUUCCCUGUUGGUUUACUUAUGUUGAAUCUUAAAUGAAAAAAAUGUAUGCGCUUCUAUGGAUGAAUACAAUAGACAUGAAAAAUAAUGAGCGUUACAUUUAAAAACGAUAAUUCCUAUGAUGGAAAGUAGAAUUAGAAAAAUCUGUUUUGUUUCCCUUUUGAUAGACUCAAAUUUGCAGCAGACCGUUAAACCUUAUCCACCGAAGGUUAAGCACUAUUUUUAAAGGCCAUUACUAAUAUAUAAAAUAGUUGUUAAGUAUCACAUUUUCUCAUAUAAACGGAUAACUGCAAAAUGUCACAAUUAUAUAUUUUUUUAAAGAUUCUAUGAAAAAGUCGAGACCUGUAGGCAAAGUCCUUUGCAAGUGUCUGUAUUUGGAAACUUUUUAAUAAAGAUAUACAUUUAUUUCGAAUAAAUUAUCUUCUCCUAAUGCAAUAUGAGCAAAAGCAUAGAAUAAAUCUUGUUUUAUGUGUUAAAAAGGGAUACAAACUGUUCAACCUACGCUUUUUUAGAUGAAUAUUUGUUGCAUAUUUUGCUAAUAAGAAUGUUAUCGAUAAUAAAGCUUCUGAAAUUUUUGAAGUUAUCACUGUUAUAGAAAUAAUAAGAGGUAACUGUCUAGAAAAACUAUAGGGACCAUAAUUCGCUUGAACUGAAGUACUUGAAAUUUAUGAUGAUACCUUCCUUACAUGGACUACAAAUUAUUUUCCACUGUUUUUGAUGGAUAAAUUAUUAUUCAUACGUACUUCUUAAAUUGCAUAUUUUGAUCUUUUUCAUUGUUUAGUUAUACCUCAUAUUGAACAUUUCAUAUUUGCAACAAUAUAUUUAAUAUAUAUAAAAAACUGAAUAUAAUAGUAUUUUCUAAUUAAAAUUUUUCUCAUUACAACGAAUUUUACAUAAAAACAAAUACAGUUUCAAACAUUUGAAAUAUAACUAUUUCAUGCCAAGUUAGAUGAACGAAAUACGGGGUGCUUCUAUAUUCCUGCGACAAAAUUCAGGAGGUAAUAGAUCGUAUGAAAUUAAGAUGGGUUUUUCCUAUAACAAAAUUUCAUUAGCAUACGCCUUUCCGAGAUAUCACCUCUAAAAGGCGGUGACUAAAAUUAAUUUUUUUUUCUAAACGUGUACGGCAAUCCCUGACACGUGGGCUACGUUCAUGUAUUUUAGCUAAAGGUGGUUAUUUCCAGUAUUUAUUAUGAAUCCUAUUAUAUUUUAUAUAUUUUUUGUUUUCCACUCAAAAAAUCAUAAUUUAUGGAGCUCUCUGUAGCUGUUGGUUUUGGGAAUAAAAAAUAUUUUUGAAAUAAACUUGAAACUUGAAGUAAUUGUCAAUUGGAAUUAGUUAUGGUUAUAUUGAUAUUGAUGAAAUAUGUCAUUUGGGUAAUUCUUAAUAAAUGGAGAGUCGACCUUGUGAUUUCUUAAAAAAAUGUUGAAAUUUACAUUUUUUAUACUCCAAGUAUAUUUAUAUAUUAGAAAAGCCAAAAAAAUCGAACUAAAGGUUUUAACGGAGGGGAUAAAGUUAUUCAUCGAAAAUAGAGAAUGUUAACGGAGGGUGAAAAUGAACUUUGAUAAGAACGAAAUUAACUGAAGAGAGAAUCAUUUAAAUUUUAUUUUUUGUUUAUUAAUCCUUCUUCUUGUGAUUGUAUCACUUUUCCCUGGUCACAGGCAUACUGUCCACUCGUUUAACACAGAAUUUAACGGGGUAGAGAAAUUUUGAAUUUAGCACAAUUUUCGUCUAGAUAAAAUGGCCACCGUUAACAACUGAGGCGGCUUUCGUAAGAAACCGUAAACUAUCGAACAAUUUUAUGUUAAAUAAAUUACCCAAUGAACUGCGGGUAACGGCAAAGAUACUCUAUAUGUUCAAUAAUAUUCUACCUUCUACGACGAUAUUAGAUUUCCACUCAACGUGUGUUCAUUGCUAAUAAGGGGUUUUCCAAUAAGAGGUGUUAUUUUGAUAUGCAAAGAAAAAUGCCAUUUUUUGAGAUAAAUGAUCGGAUGUUUAUUUCAUUAUAAAGAGGAAGGUAUGCCGUUAAUAAUGGAACACAACAUCAGCCAAAUGGCUGCUUGGACUGCGCUUACAGGACCAUAUCCUUUUCAUGAAAUGUUCCGUAACCAAAUUGCAAAGCGGCUGCCCUAUGUCCCCGAUAGCCUCACGAAUUCCAUCUUUGAGGUCUUGAAUCGAUGCUGGACUGUUGGCGUAGACCUUAUCUUUCACGUGGCCCCAAAGGAAAAAGUCGCAAAGUGUUAAAUCACAAGAUCUCGGUGGCCAAUUGUGAUCACCUUUUCGAGAGAUAACACGGUCCGGAAAUUUUUCCCGUAAAAGAUCGAUGGUUUCGUUGCUUUUGUGGCAUGUAGCGCCGUCUUGUCGAAAGUAAACGUUGUCUAAAUCAAUACCAUCCAAUUCCGGCCAUAAAAAAUCAUUAAUCAUUAAUCAUCUCUCGAUAGCGCAAUCCAUUCACCGUAACUAUUGCUCCAGCCUCAUUUUCGAAAAAGUAAGGUCCAAUGACACCGCCAGAUCAUAAACCGCACCAAACAGUCACGUGUAGAGGGUGGAGAGGAUUUUCAACAAUAACUCUUGGGUUUUCCAAGCCCCAGAUUCGACAAUUUUGUUUAUUGACGUAACCACCAAGGUGGAAAUGGGCCUCAUCAGUUAAGAUGAUUUUUCGAUGAAAUUCCGGAUCAUUUUCAUACAUUUCAAGGACCCAAUCAGCAAAGACACGACGUUGUUGAUGAUCGGCCGGCUUGAGUUCUUGUGUUAACUGAACUUUAUAGGCCUUAAGAUCCAAGUCUUUAUGCAAAAUACGGUGUAAUGACGUUUGUGGAAUGGCUAAUUCCAAAGAAUGACGAGGAAUGAACAAACCUGGGUUUUCUUCAACACUUUGGGCUACAGCAGCAAUAUUCUCAGUUGUUCCUGAGCGACGUGCACGGGUUUUAUUCUUCACAUCACUAACUUGUGCCAACAGCUCAAAUUUUUCCACCAAUUACUGUAUUGCGGUCCGAGAAGGUGCUUCACGUCGACCCAAAAAUGUUUUAGUUUUACGAACCGUCUCUGCCAAACUUUCACCAUUUUUAUAGUGAAUUUUAAUAAUUUCAAUGCGUUGUUGAAGCGUGUAUCGUUCCAUUUUCAUUAAUGGCGUAGUUUCUACUUGUCAAAUGUCAAAAAAUGACAGCUUCAAAAGUCACAUUUACCGAAAUAGCGGGCUGUUCAAAAUAACACCUCUUAUUGGAAAACCUUUACAUCUACUUCCGAAUCGGUGAGUAGAGAAGCAGAUGAUCGCCUAAAACGGUGCCCUGUGUAGUACUUAUGGUUGGGCAAAUUUAAAUAUUGUGCUAUGAGGGAUGGAAUAUUUUCAAUCUUGUUAAUAAAAACAGUUAGUUUGGUACAUUUUUUCUUGCGAUCUAUUAAAAAUAACGUUUAUUAUUUGCUUCUGAAGGUCGCUAUUACAUAAUUUUUUGUUACGAUCUAGAAACUUGGCGAAGUAUCUUUAUUAUCAAUUACAGUGAACCUUCUUGAAGUUUUGUUUUUGCUUUCUCUAAUAUUUAUUAUAAGAAUAUUUUCGGUUUCCUCCACGACAUCUGUUAGAAGAUCGCAUAACUCCUGAAGUCGACAAGCGCCAGCAAGAUAUAGCAAGAUAUAGCUGUAAUGAAUUUUAGUUUUUAUAUUAAUAAAAAACCGCGUCUGCUAUUCUCAAAUUUUUAAUCUUUUUUAUUAAACCAGUGGCUGGAAUUUGAAAACCGGUUGAUCAAUAUUCUCGAACAUAAAUUAUAAAAUAAAAAAAACUCGAUAAGAAAAAAUCAAAAUACAAAAGGACCGCAAAAUUUUAAAAACAUUUUGCAAAAUGAUGAUGAUGUUUCACACUUCUUAAUUACAGUACAACAUUAUUACAAUCACAGGGCCUUACACACAACACAAAAUUUGAUAAAUAUACAAAUAAAAAGAGUGUUAUAAUGAUUAUUCCAUUUAAAAAGUACUUUUUUGCUCUUAUUGGGGUGUAAUAAUGAAACAUUCAUUCAAAAUACAUUGUUCUUUUUUGCACGAUUUUAGACGUAUGUAUAAUAUGUAAUUUCUCGAUUUAUAUGUUUCUAAAUGCUUAAUUUUAAUGGUGUUCGUAAUUAAAGUAAUUUAUUUAUGGUAGAAUAGAAUUUUUGGAGUGCCUUUAGGUGCUUCAAAUAAGAUUUUGUUUGUAAUUAACAGUAUAUUUCACUUAGAUAUUAUCUAUUUUAACGAAAACAUUUUGCAAAGAUCACAGAAGUCUCCUCUUAAUGAGAAGGACUCUUUUAUAAUUUGGCAGCUUUACGGUAGGUUUAUGAUUUGUUAGUGAUUUUUCAUUUACAUUUACUCGUGAAAAUGGCAGUGCAGUGUAACGAAAAAUGUAAACAUAAACGCAGUUAAAAUAAUAACUCUUCUAAAGCCACUAAUAUAUAAUGUAGCACCAUUAGUUCCUAAGUGUGUUCCAUUCUGAGACAUUGAAUCGGAUAAUUUCUACUGCAAAAAAUGAAAUUAUUGGUAGAAAUGACUUAAUAAGAACGAUCUAAAAAGAUAGAAAAUCAGGAUAAAUUAGAGAAAGGAAAAUAUACGAUACAAAGCCUAAUAAUGGAUUAAAUUAAAUGAAGAAAAAACAAAAAGAAUAAAAAAGAUAUGAAAAUAAAUAAAUAAAAGAUGAUGUUGUACUUAAAUUGAAAAUCCAAGAAACAGGAAAAUACGUCCAAAACUGGAAAUAGCAUAGGAUGAAAUAAUAUUGUGAUAUAAAGAAUAGUCCAAGCCAAAAAAAUUCAUCAAAGGAGAAAAGACAAGACAUGAGAAAAUUACUAGAGCAUAAUAUGGAAUGUUUAGUACAAAUGAGAAAUGCAAGGAAGAAGAAAUGGAAGCAAAAAGAAUGAGUAUGGGAAGUUGAGAAUUUGGAAAUGUACAGAAACAACGAAAUGGGUAAGGUAGAAAGAAACAUUCAAUAAAAAAUACCAAGGGUGAAGAAGCACAAGUUAACUACAAGAAUUGUGAAAUAAAGUUAUUCGAAGGAAAUAAAUAAAAGAAAUGGGAAAGAUGGGAUGUAUAUUAUCUCUUAUUACUAAAGAUAUAUUAAAUUAAACCUAAGAAUAUCGAUUUGUUAUUGAGUAAUUCCUAGAAAUUCGCACUAGAGUUAUUUUUUGGCAAAUAAUCGAAUAAAAAUUCAGUAUUCAAGUUUAACCCACGUCUCCUUAUUUAUAAACAAUUUAAAGAAUUUAUAUCAUAUCAUACAAUAUCAAUGAUAUAAAUAACAGAAUUUACAGAAAACGUCAAAGUGAAAUAGCGAUACUAUAAAUGUUCAAUGUGAUAAAAAUAUUUUACAGAUCCUCCGUUUUCUAUAUCAAAACAGAACAGCCACUAACACGAAGUGGUAGAAUUGCUGUAAAGCUUUAAUUGUAAAAUAGUAGGUACAUUGUAUAUUUACCACAAUUAUAGUUAUAAUAUUUUUAAAUAUUUCUCGCUUUGUACCAAUAUGUAAAGCUUGACGUCCGACGUUGUAGGUUUUUAUAAGAUAGUUGCAAUUCAAUAAUUUGUUAUUAACAAUCGAAGUUUUCUUAGUAUGUAUAAAAAUUGACUCCAUGCAAUUACUAUAAAAUCGUUUAUCUAUUCAACAAUGUUGUAAUUAGCCAUAAAGGAAAUUUUUUUCUAUUACAGAAUAUUUCACGAGCCUAGAUAAUUACGAUAUAUAUAACACGAGUCUUAGAAAUUUAAAGUUAUUGAAAACAUUUUCUUAAUCAUCUUCGUUUCAUCCCAAUUGUAAACAUUUUGCCUGAUGAAGCCUUCACUGUUACAUAAUUCAAAAAAGCUGUUUUGUGAACUUCAGGGUAGUUUCCAUAGUCGAGCAUUGAAAUCUAUAACAUGUGCUGCCUUUGAAAUCAGUUAGACCAAUUAUUUCAGUUAUAAAAAAACUUUUUCAUACGCUUUACUCUGUUAGAAGAGACGACCCCACAUUUUGUGCAGUCUUAAUCACAACGGUGGCGUACUGAGUUAAUGUGGAUGGACUAAGAAUUGAAAAAGGUCUGUGGUGAGGAACAGAUAUCAGAUGCAGAUAGUUAUUGCUCUUCCUGUGCACUGGCAUUCAUACGUUUGCUGCUGCGGCGCAAAAUUCGAAUUUAUGACUAUUUGUUGCUGUAACUGUUGAAAAUUGAAAUGGCCCUCAAUCAGCCCUAAUAGAAGCUAGCUGAUUGGCACAAAGAAGAAAAUUAAUGUGAACAAUAAUAUCACUUGAUGGUUUAUUUUACAUUGACUUUGAAAUAUUUAUUACACUCUGUUGCAUAAAUAAUGAACCUAAAUCGGAUUGGUAUAUGUUUCAUAAGAAUUCACUCAAUUUCAUUAAACCUGUUGGUUGAUGCUGACAUCCUUUAACAGUAUAGUCAACAAUUUCAUUAUUAGAAAUUUCUUUAUAUGGAAAAAAUAGCUUAAUAAUAUGGAUAUUUUGAAUGAGAGUACAUGUUUGUAGGAAAGAUGUGUGUACAUUAUACAGUCUGAUGGGAUUAAAAUGUAAGACUCAAACGCAUCUAAAAUCCUCAUCAUAGAAAGAAUAUGAAAUCAUUGAAUGCCACCAAAGAAAGGUUUCAAUGUAAUUUGUUUAGCUUCUCUCAUUGAUUUUAUAAAAAGAAGUAUUAAAAGUAGACAGUGAGGCAACCAUAGAGUAGACAAAGUGUUUGCACAAAAAGAAGCGGGAUACAGUAGGUAUACGUCAAAGUCUGGAAUUAAUUUAGUAAAUACAAAGUACUCCAAGCUUGCGCCCAAAUAUCUAGACUUAUCUCAAGAGUUGGAAAAAAUGUCAAAACAAGUCAAUAUUAACCUUGAUGAUGGCUCAAGCUUUAUACUAGUUCCAAACUCCUUUUUCUGCUCUUUUAACUUCCAGAAUCACCUUUUGAGAAAUAUUAAAUCGCAAAGGGUGUUCAGGAAGGCAUCAUUUUAUAUUUGUUUUUAUUAUUUAGGCAAUUUCUCUCUUAUUUUGUUCAUUAUUUGUGAGGUGAGAUCUGCUUGGACUAUACUAGACAAAAUUAAUUUUAACAAUGUACUAAAUACCUUCUUCCAAAACAAGCAUAUUAUCACAAUAUUCUCCAUAUUUCAAAUCCUAGAGAAUUGAAGUACCAAUAUAAUUAGUGAGUUCAAGUUUGCAAGGAGUCAAUUUUCCAAAAAAAUCAAGAGCUUGUUUAGUAAUAUUAGUAAAUGUACUUCCUGCACGAUUCAACGUACUGCAUUUUUUGCCCUACAUCUUGGUAACAAUGUGUGAUUUGAUGGAAAGUGCAUCCCAUGUUUUCAGUAGAAUUCAUUCACAAACUCUGAUAAACGUCUUGACUGCUUCCAAAAUUCACCUUUAGAGGUACUCAAAAACGUUUAAUUCAUUAUUCACCAGAAUAGCAUGGCCUCCUGAUUAGACACAGCCUUAACGAAUAUUAAAAAAAGGGCUUCACAAUAAUGAUGCAUUUGUUUGUCAUAUCCAAUUGAGGUAACGGUUUAAACAUUUCUUAUAAAUUUCUUAUAAAAACUAUUUUCAUUUCGGUCAUGGAAAUAUGAAUCGAGCCGUUAAUCGCUGUAUGUAUAUCUUAGACACCUCCCUAGCAGAUCAUGCUAUAGAAGCUGUCACAUACCUCUUCCAACGUCUUUAUUGCGAUCAGACUCAUAUAACUACAAGUUGUCUAGGACAAUAUUCAUUGCAAGAAACUGUCCUGUUUCCGUUCCUUCAACCUAAUCGACCAUCCUCUUGAAGUACCUUCGUCUACGAUUUGAUAGUUUCUCUGUAUCCUUCUUUCUUCACUCUUUAGACACGUUAAAAACACACCCCCCUCCGCCAUAUUUUUCAUCAGCAAGGGGCGACAAACUUCCAACCGCACGCAUUGUUGCUAGAAGUUUAACAGUUUGGUAACCCAUACACCAUUAUUUUCUAGUAUUAAAAGUGUUUGUGUAUGAUAAAAUCUAAACUACCAAUUUUAAUGUCGAGUUGAGCCGAAAUUUUUCGAAAAUUUAUCCUACCAUCCUCAUUUUUUGCGGGUUUUGCGGGUUAUCUUGAACGCUUUGGUUCGUGUAGAGUAUUUAAAUUGCGCCAUGUUGCUCUAGCUAGCUGUAGUUUGUUCAAUCAGGUAGCCAUGGUCUCUGAGACAGGGCAUCAGCAUUCUUAGGUUUUCUAGGAUUCUCGACUUUCCAUUUUUCGUGAACUUUUCAUCUGUUCAAAUAUAAUGAAUAGAUUUUCUAUAAAUGCCACUGUCUCUUAUAAGACAUAUCAAAGUAAUUAUUGUAGCGAAGACUACAACAUUCGUUAGAAUUGAUAAAAAUUUUUUCAAGCAAUAAUAGAUUUCAAACUCUCUGGUAUAACAGUUUGUGAAACAUUAAUUUAUUAUAACUAUUAGUAAACAAGCGUCUGGUAUUUGAAGGAAUAAGUUCACUUCAAAACCUAUUAUAUUCCUGUAAUAUUUGAAUUGAAUUAACCAUGGGAUAAAGUAUGUACUUAAGAACUUUUUUUAUUGUGUUUUAUCGCAAUAAAAUUUGUCUCUAUUGUAACAGUGUAAAAAUAUUUUAUUAUGUAUAAUUUAAUAGAUUCAAUUGUAUUUACCUUUAACUUUGAAAAUUUUCUAAAAUAGUUUAAUUGCACGCACAUUUAAUUUUAUUCUGUUACUUUUUAUAACUAAUAAAUAUUGUGGCCAUACAA
Molecule: messenger RNA, 16723 nt
Organism: Diorhabda carinulata
Lineage: Eukaryota; Metazoa; Arthropoda; Insecta; Coleoptera; Chrysomelidae
Gene: Dgk
Product: diacylglycerol kinase 1
Exons: 16
Coding region: 399-2942 (847 amino acids)
Biological process (GO): diacylglycerol metabolic process; intracellular signal transduction; lipid phosphorylation
Cellular component (GO): plasma membrane
Molecular function (GO): calcium ion binding; ATP-dependent diacylglycerol kinase activity
Source: RefSeq, a predicted model, not a curated record